GAGGAGCGAUGGCGGCGCGGGGCUGCCGGGGGAUCGAGUGAGGGGAGCGGGAGAGGCCGGGGAUCCGGGGCCCGCGGCUGAGGGCAGAGGCCGGGGGUCCGGGGAACGGCGAUCCCGGGGCCCGGAGUUUGAGGGGCGGGCGGAGAGCGAACUGAGCCCGGGCACCGGCGCCCCGAUGGAGCGGCCCGACCCCCAGUGAGCGGGGAUCGGGGCGGCGCCGCGUCGGGCAUGGAGCCUGCCCCCGGGCCGGAGGGGAUCAGCAGCCCGGGGAUAACCGUGCAGCCCCCCGGGCCGGAGGGGGACGAGAGCCCCGGGAUAACGCUCCAGCCCCCCGGGCCGGAGGGGGACGAGAGCCCCGGGAUAACGCUCCAGCCCCCCGGGCCGGAGGGGGACGAGAGCCCCGGGAUAACGCUCCAGCCCCCCGGGCCGGAGGGGGACGAGAGCCCCGGGAUAACGCUCCAGCCCCCCGGGCCGGAGGGGGAUGAGAGCCCGGGAGAGUAUGAGAGGCUGCGGGUGGUGUUCGACAUGUUUGACCUGGCCGGGGAAGGGCUAAUCCGGCUGGAGGACUUCUGCCAGAUCGCCAGCAGCUACGGAGCGGAGCAGGUAAAGGAGUUAACUAAGUAUCUGGAUCCUGCUGGUCUUGGGGUCAUUGGCUUUGAUGACUUCUGUCGUGGAAUUGCUGCCAUCAAGAAUAAUGGAGAUUCUGACAGCCAGAACUAUGAUGCUGGAUUUGGAAAUGAAGAUGAUGUACUGCCCUGUUCUGACGGGUUUGAGGACUUCAAUUGUUUUGAGACUAAUGAAGUGACAGACAGUGCUUACAUGGGCUCUGAGAGUACCUACAGUGAGUGUGAGACAUUCACAGAUGAGGACACGGGUACUCUGGUUCACCACGGAACACAUGAUGAGUUGGAAACUGACAGUGCCAUAGAUGCCACCUUAAACUCUGAGUUCACAGAUACACCUGAAGAUCCAGAAAACAGUGUUCUAUUUAAUGGGACCAUGAAGACCCAUCAGCAUAACUUCUCGAUAAGCUCCAGCAUUUCUCUCCUUAGCACCGAGGAGCACUUUGAAGAUUAUGGAGAGAGCAAUGAGAAUGACUUUGCAUCCAGCAGUUUGUGUCAGGAUGGAGGCAUUGGCAUCAAUGGCCACUUAAAUCGCUCGUCGCUGCUUUGUCCCAGUGAUCAUUUCACUUCAACUUUACAAAGUAUCAUUGGGGAAGAGAUGCUGGAGUUUUACUGCACCCAGUGUCAUAAACAAAUCAAUCGCCUGGAAGAUCUCUCUGCUCGCAUCAGCUGUCUUGAAAUGAAUAGCCCCAUCAUGAGACUCAGCAGCAAGAAGGUGGCUCGGCACCUCCAGAGCAGCACAGCCGGCAGUGACAGCAUGGAGGACCUGGCUGCGAGCAUGUUGGGCCACUUGCCUGCGGAUCUCACUGAGCAGGUGAUGUUCCUGGAGAAGAGAGUUACAGAGCUGGAGCAGGAAAAUACAACCAAUGGAGAAGUCCACAGUCGCCUUAAGCAGGAGAACCUGCAUCUGGUGCACAGGGCAAAUGCAUUGGAAGAACAGCUGAAAGAGCAGGAAACCAAGUCCGAACAGAUGUUACUGGAGGAAAUAAAAAAACAGAAAGAUGUUCUGAGCAAAGUGGAGCGAGAACAAGUCAUUGAAAUGGAGAAUCUGCACACCAGGUUACAGCAGCUGGAUGAGGAGAACAGUGAGCUACGAGCAUGCAUUCCCUGCCUUCGGGCCAAUGUCGAGAGGCUGGAGGAGGAGAAGAGGAAGCUCUUGGAUGAAAUGGAUGAUCUGAUACAGAAGUUGAAGGAAGAGCAGGAGAACAACCAGAAGUUGUCAGACAGACUCUUGCACAAGAAAUACCAAUUCCAGAAAGAAAAGGAAACCACUCAAGAGCUUAUUGAAGAUCUGCGCAAGCAAUUGGAGCAGCUGCAACUGUUCAAACUGGAAGCGGAGAGGUUGCGCGGACGGUCGAGCAGCAUUGGGCUGCAGGAGUACAACUGCCGGAAUCGAGAGACUGAGCUGGAGCAGGAGAUUAAACGCCUCAAACAGGAUAACCGAAAUCUGAAGGAGCAGAACGAUGAGCUGAAUGGGCAGAUCAUUAACCUGAGUAUCCAGGGGGCAAAGAGUCUUUAUACAGCCUCCAUCACAGAAUCACUGGCUGCAGAAAUCAGCUCCGUUUCCAGGGAUGAACUUAUGGAUGCUAUUCAGAAACAGGAAGAGAUAAACUACAGGCUGCAGGACUACAUUGACCGAAUUGUUGUGGCGAUCAUGGAGACAAACCCCGCGAUCUUAGAGAUCAAACAAACUGAGGCACAUUCUUAGCCUCUCGGGACCAGUGUACAAACAGUAGCUCUUCUGUCAUUUGUGUGUAAAUCGUGAGGCAAUUUGGCUGCAGAAUUCUUUGUCCUAACUCUUGAACCAUGGACCUGUGUAAAUCCCACACAGCAUCACUUCGUCUUCCUGUCCAAGUGCCAAGGUUCUGGCAGUUUUCUGUUCUCUGUUCACAGUUGCACUUGUGUUGGGAUCACAGAAUGGACCACAGGCCUACGCAGGACUGGACUACUCAGAUCGUGGCCAGUAACAGUACAUCCUGUCAUUAAAAUUCAGUGAACUGAGGCAACUCGUUAUUGAUGAUGGGGAUGGGGAGUGGAGUGGUGAACAGCACUGUGGCAGAAGGCAUUGCUGAAAGUUCAAGGAGUGGGAAUGAUGUUCCACCCACUCUGGGCUGUGUCUAUGGGAGUCCACGGAACAUGUAGCAGCAGAUCAUCAAAUGGGAGCUGGCAGGAUCCUGUACAGGGCUGGCUUGGGUUUAGCACAGUGGAUCCAGCUGCCUUGCCUUUUUCUGUUCUGGAAUCAUGGCUCAAUGUCCCACCUUGUAUCUAGGAUUCCAUCCCCGGUUUUCGUUCAGGGUCAUGAAUCUACUGUUUGUCCAUCUAGAAACGUCUUCCUGGCUCAGCUGGCCCUCUUCCUCCUUGCUGUACAAGUUUUCUUUUAAGUUGUGCAAUGUUGUUGCUUGGUAUUUGCAAGAAAUCCAAUCAGCAAUUUUUUUCUGUGGGACUUAAACGGUGUACUGAUCUGACUUUGUAUUGUGGCUUGUCAGGCUGAAUUUUUUGAACAGCUGUCCUGUACAAGGAUUGGUUGUAUUGAGCACACCCAGGUCUGUCACAAUAGGCUUUAUUAAGACUUAAGUAAAUUUCAAUGGUCCAGGGAAGUGCUUCACAAGCCACAGUCCCUAGAUCAGUGUGCAUGAGUUCAAUGAUAUUAGUUCUGAAAUAUUGCCCACACACCACUACAUACUGAUUGCACUACCACAAGGAUGUAACACACCUCACUGUCAAACACCAGUAACACUAACUGCUUUGUACAAAAUUUGUCAAUGACACUUGUAACUGACACCAGGUGUUUGCACACCUGCUCGCUAGUUUUCCCCUACCAUUGUUGCACUGAUAUUAGUAGUUUAACAUGGCUGUACGGUGAUGCUCCUGUGUACUGUCCUAGUUCACCCACUCAUCAGACCUGAGGUCUGUGCAAAUGAACCUAGGUGCCCAGUGUCACUACAAUAUUUAUUUAGUACUUACCAUUUACUCCCUCACCUUUGUUUAAAAAAUUAGCUGAGCACAUUUCAAGACCCAAUAGCUGAGGGGUUGAGACUAUUUGCUGGUAAAGAUGAAUACAUCAGUAAAGCUCUAUGCUUGGGUCAGGGGUGGGAGAGCUGUAGACUGCAAGUUGCCUCUGGUAUUGAGAGUAUCUUAUUACACAGAACUGCACAGCUCGGUUAUGCUGAUUCCUCUUCCCUUGCAGCAUUGUGGUAAACUGUUGCUCAGGGCCUUUCCUCGGUCUUGGUUGCCAAUGGGAAAGUUGCCAUGAGAUUGGAGGGAAUGCUUAUUCCUUGGCUUGCCGAUAGCUGGUACAUUGCAUCCAUGUGGACGAGGGUAAUUGGUCUCUCACUGAGCAACAAAGGUUGCUAGUGGUAGAGCCUCUGCUUUCAGUCCGCUUUCUUUAACCCUGUGCAAAGAAAGAUGUUCUGUUACAUAAUGAGGUCCUUGGGUGUUUCAGCUCUGAGUUCUCCCAGUGCCUCUCCUGCAAAAAGUCUGAUGCAAGGCAUUGCUGUCUGCUUGUAAACUUUGCUGCAUUGUCUCUGGUGUAAAUCGAUGUAUAUUUGGAAUUUUCUAUCCUUUACAGUAGAAAGUUAUUUUUUAUAGAAUGAAGGCAGAUUUGUACUGGAGUCAGAUAACCAGUGCAUUCAGUGGAAUCUCUUGAGAGCUUCUCAAUUUUGUAAAGUCAAUAGAUUGUGUCUGUAUAUAGUCGGAAACUGAGAGGGAAGCAGGUUGAAUGUUGAUUUCUUUGUGGAGAAUGCAUUAAGUCGCACUCGUUACCAUGAAGAAGAUGAUACUGUUAAAAUGUACAAAAUGUCUCAAAUGCAAAUAGUCUUAUCAAUGUACUGUCCCUACAACUGAAAACCAAUGUGAGAUUUAGCUCGAACUGUUUUUAAACAAAAUUCUGAUACUGGUUUGUGUACUGUCUCAUCACCAGAGCUAAUCUAAGCAUCAAUACUUGCUGUUUAUACAGAACCUGCCUGGCAACCAGGGAAUAAAUAUUGCAUUGAUCAUCCGUGGUAGUUGUAACUGUACAGAAAUACUGGGUUUGCAAAUCUGUAUAGACUGGCUUUUUUGGUGCAGAGAUAUGGAAUGAAUGGUGAUAUGGCUACUGUAAGCAUCCAGACACUGACUAAUUAAAAUCUACAGCAAUAA
Molecule: messenger RNA, 4760 nt
Organism: Pristis pectinata (smalltooth sawfish)
Lineage: Eukaryota; Metazoa; Chordata; Chondrichthyes; Rhinopristiformes; Pristidae
Gene: rab11fip3
Product: RAB11 family interacting protein 3 (class II)
Exons: 15
Coding region: 229-2331 (700 amino acids)
Biological process (GO): regulation of cytokinesis; endocytic recycling
Cellular component (GO): endocytic vesicle; midbody; recycling endosome membrane
Molecular function (GO): calcium ion binding
Source: RefSeq, a predicted model, not a curated record